AUGAAGUUACCAAAAUUGAAACUCAAGCAGGAUGUCAUAACUCGAUGGAAUUCCACAUACGACAUGCUAAAUAGAAUUCUACAAAUCAAAGAUUCCGUUGUUUCCACAAUAGCAGUUUUACAAUGUGAUGUACCAUUGUUAACAAGUCAAGAAUGGAACAUUAUCGAAAAGAGCGUGGAAAUACUUAAGAUUUUUAAUGAUUUUACGAUAGAAAUGAGUGCAGAAAAAAACAUUACAAUAUCCAAAAUUAUACCUCUCGUUAAUAUCAUGAAUAAAAAAAUUAAUGAUUACUAUAAUGAUGGACCAACAUCAAUCGAAGUAAUGCAAAUGGUGAAGAGUUUGAAGGACUUAUUGAGUCAUCGUUUCAAAUAUGCAGAAGACAAUGAAUUGUUGUGUCAAGCUACUAUUCUUGACUCAAGAUUUAAAAACCAUGGAUUUUCUAACGAAACAAAAUUUUCUUCCGCUUAUGAAGCACUAAAAUUAAAAGUUCGUGCUGUAAAGUUGAAUGAGCUUCAGUCUACUAAUAAUAACAAUACACUCAUCGAGUCUCAACCGACAAAUUUAAGUUUAUGGGAGGAUUUUGAUAGGAAAGUUAAACGAAUUUGCGGUGCAAAUAAUCCUAUGGCAUCAGCAAUUAUCGAGAUGGACAAAUACCUCCAAGAGCCACUUUUGUGUCGCACAGAAGAUCCAUUAAUAUGGUGA
This is a messenger RNA of Mycetomoellerius zeteki, 702 nucleotides long. Its product is annotated as zinc finger BED domain-containing protein 4-like. The record is from RefSeq and is a predicted model, not a curated record. The transcript has a single exon. Lineage: Eukaryota; Metazoa; Arthropoda; Insecta; Hymenoptera; Formicidae. Bases 1 to 702 code for a protein of 233 amino acids.